AUGGCGGAAUCAGCUGCGGCUACGGACGUACCUCCCGUGGAGCGACCUGAGAAGCAUACCAAGUCCAAACGUCCCAUUAGGCCUGCGAAGCCCAAACAUCAUGGCAAACCAUUACUCCCAGUCCCUGUCGACCCGCCUCUUAACCCAUAUCCUGAAGACACCGAUACAACUGCACCUGAGCCGGACGUUGAGCCAGAACUACCCUCGGAGCCCGAGGCAGAGACUGAGUCACCAACAGCGGAACCACCGGAACUUGAUUUCAACCCUCAUCCCAAUCCACCAGAGGAGGGCCCUGUUCGAAUUCAGACUGAUGGUACUACUGAACCGACACCUGAAGCUACCCCGGAAGAGCCUGCAGCUGAGCCUGAAGCUGAGCCUGAAGCUGAGCCUGAAGCUGCGCCUACCCCGGAUCAGCCUCCCGCAGAUCCUGCACCUGAGCCGGAUACAGAACCUGAAGUUGCCCCCGAAGAACCAGCAGCAGACCCACCAGCUGAAGAGCCUGAAGCUGCGCCCACUCCAGCUCAACCACCAGUAGAACCUGCAGCUGAACCUCCUGAGCCUGUAGAGGAGCCUUCUGAAGAAAAGCAGUCUGAACCUGCCGCUGAACCAACACCUGACGGCGCACCAGAAGAGCCAGCAGAACAGCCUCCAGCUGAAGAGGCCGAAGCUGCUCCAGCUCCAGUCCAGCGUUCGGUAGAUCCUGCACCUGAGCCGGAACCUGAACCUGAACCUGUACCCGAGGAGCCGACAACAGAGCCACCAGCUGCAGAGCCCGAACCUGAACCACCCGUGGAGGCUACAUCAACAGAACCGCAGCCGGAAGCAGAACCAACGUUGCAGGUACCUGCUACAGAGCCCGUUGAGACAGCACCUGUAGAGCCUCCACCGCCAGUUGCUGACCCUGAACCUACGCCCGCGCCUGUCGAGAGUGCAGCCGAACCAGAAGCACCUCCUGAACCAGUGCCAGAUGCACCAACAGAACCUCCACCUGCACCACCUGUCGCGGAAGAGCCCGAGGCAGCACCGGCUGCUGAACCUGAGGUUGCACCGGUGUCUAGGGCAGUAGAGCCAGAAGCACCAACGGAAGCAGCACCCGAACCGGGAGCAGCACCUGCAUACACUGCCGCAGAGACCGAAGACCUGCCCCCUCAGCCUCCAGAAGCGCCAGCGCCGGAACCGGCACCGUCUGUAGCAGAAACGGAAGCACCAGCCCCUUCCGUAGCCACUACUGCCACCAAAACCCGCAAACGCGACAAAGUCAAGCUACUCGCGGCGAUGCGUGCCCCACCCGAGUCCGUCCCUAUAAUGGUGCUUCUUCGCCAAAAGAAGAAGGCUGGUGAGGAUGUCAAGGCCAUUGCAGAUGCCAUGCUCGCGUCCGCGGGGUCUUGA
Messenger RNA from Alternaria ventricosa, 1389 nucleotides. RefSeq lists its product as uncharacterized. The record is from RefSeq and is a predicted model, not a curated record. The transcript is spliced from 2 exons. Bases 1 to 1389 code for a protein of 462 amino acids. NCBI's taxonomy places the organism in Eukaryota, Fungi, Ascomycota, Dothideomycetes, Pleosporales, Pleosporaceae.